AAAUAGACCCGCGGAAACCGACAGAAGCACGACUGAGAGCUGUGGAGAGCGAGGGUCAGAGAGCGAGGGAGAGAGGUAGAGAGCGAGGGAGAGAGAGAGAGAGGUAGAGCGAGGGAGAGAGAGAGAGAGAGACACGGUGAAGCUGGGGGUGGACCGUUCGUUUCAUUUACAUACCGUCUUGCAUGCGUGGGGGAGUAAAAACGUAGCGAAUCGCCGGAACGUCACCUCAGCCGGGCCCGAGGGGAAUACGAGAGGACGCGCUUCGCCUGCACCGCCUCACACUUAACAUGGAACAAUAUGACGGAGACGACACCGACUACAUGCAGCAGGAAGAUGACUGGGACCGGGACCUCCUGUUGGAUCCCGCGUGGGAGAAGCAGCAAAGGAAGACAUUUACGGCAUGGUGCAACUCCCACCUGAGGAAAGCAGGCACGCAGAUCGAGAACAUUGAGGAGGACUUCCGAGAUGGACUGAAGCUCAUGUUGCUGUUGGAGGUCAUUUCAGGGGAACGCUUGGCCAAGCCAGAGAGAGGCAAAAUGAGGGUUCACCGGAUUUCCAACGUCAACAAAGCGCUAGACUUCAUCGCCAGCAAAGGAGUGAAGCUCGUGUCUAUCGGAGCCGAGGAGAUUGUCGAUGGUAACGCUAAAAUGACCCUGGGAAUGAUCUGGACCAUAAUCCUCCGCUUCGCCAUCCAAGACAUUUCUGUAGAAGAGACGUCUGCCAAAGAGGGCCUGCUGCUGUGGUGUCAGAGGAAGACCGCGCCCUACAAGAACGUCAACAUCCAGAACUUCCACAUCAGUGCUGCUUUAAAUGUGGAGGGGGGGCCUGGUGUUGGUGCAGGUGAGGUCAUAAAGAGGUUGGUCCCAGAGGACGACCCCAUGACCAACCUGAACACAGCCUUCGACGUGGCAGAGAAGUACCUGGAUCCCAAGAUGCUGGAUGCUGAAGACAUCGUGGGCACCGCCCGCCCGGACGAGAAGGCUAUCAUGACCUACGUGUCUAGCUUCUACCACGCCUUCUCAGGCGCCCAGAAGGCGGAGACGGCGGCCAACAGGAUCUGCAAGGUGCUGGCCGUGAACCAGGAGAACGAGCAGCUGAUGGAGGACUACGAGAAACUGGCCUCUGAUCUGCUGGAGUGGAUCCGUCGCACCAUCCCCUGGCUGGAGAACCGCAUCCCAGAGAAUACCAUGCAGGCCAUGCAGCAGAAGCUGGAGGACUUCCGGGACUACCGGCGCCUCCACAAGCCGCCCAAGGUGCAGGAGAAGUGCCAGCUGGAGAUCAACUUCAACACCCUGCAGACCAAACUGAGGCUCAGCAACAGGCCCGCCUUCAUGCCCUCCGAGGGCAAGAUGGUCUCGGACAUCUCCAAUGCGUGGGGGGGUCUCGAGGGGGCAGAGAAGGGCUAUGAGGAAUGGCUGCUCAACGAGAUCCGCAGGUUGGAGAGACUCGAUCAUCUUGCCGAGAAGUUUCGGCAGAAAGCCGCCAUCCACGAAGCGUGGACUGAAGGUAAGGAGGACAUGCUGCAGCAUCGGGACUACGAGACGGCCUCCCUGUCGGAGAUCAAGGCCCUGCUGAAAAAACACGAGGCCUUCGAGAGCGACCUGGCUGCGCACCAGGACCGCGUGGAGCAGAUAGCAGCCAUCGCGCAGGAGUUAAAUGAGCUGGACUACUAUGACUCUCCCAGCGUGAACGCUCGCUGCCAGAGAAUCUGUGACCAGUGGGACGCCCUCGGAGGCCUGACCCAGAAACGCAGCGAGGCUUUGCAGAGAACCGAGAAGCUGCUGGAGACCAUUGACCAGCUUUACCUUGAGUUUGCCAAAAGAGCAGCUCCGUUCAACAACUGGAUGGAGGGUGCGAUGGAGGACCUGCAGGACACCUUCAUAGUCCACACCAUCGAAGAGAUCCAGGGAUUAAGCACGGCCCACGAGCAGUUCAAAGCGACGCUCCCAGAGGCGGACAAGGAACGCCAGGCCAUUUUGGGAAUCCACAACGAAAUUGCCAAGAUCGUCCAGACCUACCAUGUCAACAUGGCCGGCAGCAACCCUUACACCACCAUCAACCCUCAGGAGAUCAAUGCCAAAUGGGACAAGGUCAGGCAGCUGGUGCCGCAGCGUGACCAGGCCUUGAUCGAGGAGCACGCCCGGCAACAGAACAACGAGCGCCUGCGCAGGCAGUUCGCUAACCAGGCCAACGUCAUCGGGCCCUGGAUCCAAACCAAGAUGGAGGAGAUCGGCCGCAUCUCCAUCGAGAUGCACGGCACCCUGGAGGACCAGCUGACGAACCUGCGCCAGUACGAGAAGAGCAUCGUGAACUACAAGCCGAAGAUCGACCAGCUGGAAGGAGACCACCAGCUCAUCCAGGAAGCCCUCAUCUUCGACAACAAGCACACCAACUACACCAUGGAGCACAUCCGUGUUGGCUGGGAGCAGCUCCUCACCACCAUCGCCCGAACCAUCAACGAGAUCGAGAACCAGAUCCUGACGCGAGACGCCAAGGGCAUCAGCCAAGAACAGAUGAACGAGUUCCGGGCUUCCUUCAAUCACUUUGACAGGGACCACUCCGGCACUCUGGGCGCCGAGGAGUUCAAGGCCUGCCUGAUCAGCCUGGGCUUCGAUAUCGCCAACGACGCACAGAAGAGAACAGGGAUGAUGGAUGCGGAAGACUUCAAAACCUGCCUUAUCUCCAUGGGGUACAACCUGGGUGAAGCUGAAUUCUCCCGCAUCAUGAGCAUUGUGGACCCCAACCGGCUGGGCCUGGUGACCUUCCAGGCCUUCAUCGACUUCAUGUCCCGCGAGACGGCCGACACCGACACCGCCGACCAAGUCAUGGCUUCCUUCAAAGUGCUGGCAGGGGACAAGAACUACAUCCUAGCGGAUGAGCUGCGUCGGGAGCUGCCCCCGGACCAGGCGGAGUACUGCAUCGCCCGCAUGGCGCCUUACACCGGCCCGGACGGCGUGCCCGGAGCCCUUGACUACAUGUCCUUUUCUACCGCGCUCUAUGGAGAGAGCGAUCUUUGAACCCCACCUGGUGGAACAGGACCACCGCCCCCACCCACCCACCCCCCCCUCCAGCCGACGCCACCACCACAUCCUCCCACCCCUGCCACAUCACCGCCGCAUCCAUGUUCAGCUUUUGCUCGUUUUUGUUUUGUUUUUGUAUGUCUCUGGCCUUAUCUUUUUUUUGUCAUAACCCUCAUAAACCUUUGUCUCCCGUCUCCUCUCUUCCUUUCCCGCCCCUCACCUGCCCCUCCUCCGGCCUCCGGACUCCUCGCCGCUCCCUCACGGCCUCAGUCUGGUUGUGCCCGCUCCCCCCACGCCGCGCCGCAGCUCUCCAGGUUUACAAAGAGGGAGAGAGAGAAAAGAAUGUGUGUUCGUCCCCCCAGUUUUGUUUUUUCUUCUCUCGUUGUCAUUGUUUUUCUUCAUAAAAUGAAUAAAGUUAACAUAUUUUAUUAUACAGAACAAAAAAAAAAAAGGUAUUUUUCUUCACCCGAUUGAAAAUAAGAGACGGAAAUUGUAAUAAAGAAAAAAAUUGCAAUACCUUUCUCUUCUGGUUCCCU
Molecule: messenger RNA, 3556 nt
Organism: Lampris incognitus (smalleye Pacific opah)
Lineage: Eukaryota; Metazoa; Chordata; Actinopteri; Lampriformes; Lampridae
Gene: actn1
Product: actinin, alpha 1
Biological process (GO): muscle cell development; actin cytoskeleton organization
Cellular component (GO): stress fiber; cortical actin cytoskeleton; Z disc
Molecular function (GO): calcium ion binding; actin filament binding
Source: RefSeq, a predicted model, not a curated record